AUGGCGAUGGACCCUCAGGGUCGGCUGCUGAUGGAGAAUGUGUACCAUGCGCUUGAGAAUGCGGGUCUCAGAAUCCAGGGUGUCGCUUCUAGGCAAGUGUCGGUCUUUGUGGGCGCAUCAAAUGGCGACUUUAAACAUAUCAUGGGGCUGGAUGAGCGGUCUCUGUUGAAAUACCUGCCAGUGGGAACGACGCCAUCAAUUCUUUCGAACCGAGUCAGUUGGUUCUCUGAUCCCAAGGGAAGCAGCAUGACUGUGGAUACUGCCUAUCUCCGAGUGGGAACUUCAAAAAUGGCUAUUGUGAGCGGUGUCAACCUACUGGAGGACCCGGAGAUGAUGUUUCGGAUGAGCCAUGCCGGGUUUCUAGGUCCCGACAGUGUAUGCCACAGCUUCGAUCACCGUGCCAAUGGGUACGCUUGUGUUGAAGGAGUCAGGAAUAUCAUUCUGAAGCCCGUGGCAGACGCGAUUAGAGACGGUUCAAAUCAAGACGGGCAUACUCCGGGGAUGUCGAUGCCGAGUUUCAAGAGCCAGGAAGAGCUCAUUCGAACUGUAUACUACGAAAUGUUCGAGCGAGUCUUGAUGUCCUGA
Aspergillus heteromorphus CBS 117.55 is the source of this 585-nucleotide messenger RNA. RefSeq names its product beta-ketoacyl [acyl carrier protein] synthase domain-containing protein. Gene Ontology annotation, molecular function: fatty acid synthase activity. Lineage: Eukaryota; Fungi; Ascomycota; Eurotiomycetes; Eurotiales; Aspergillaceae. The record is from RefSeq and is a predicted model, not a curated record. The transcript is spliced from 5 exons. The coding region runs from base 1 to 585 and encodes 194 amino acids. Gene Ontology annotation, biological process: secondary metabolite biosynthetic process; fatty acid biosynthetic process.